AUGUCUAAUGGAUUUCGGGUUCUUCUCGGAUGUUUGGUCUUCGUCACUCUCUUCGUGCUCGCCGUAGUGCUGACCCUUUUGACGUCUUCGCCCUCCACGUCUUACGACAGGUGUUUUAUAGGGGAUUUAACUGUUUCAAACGCGAUUUAAGUUCAGAAAGAACGAUCAUUCGCUCUUGCCUUUGAUUGUCAAGAGUCCUGCUCUGAAGAAGCUGCACACCUCUGGAGAUCUCUUCUGCUGGGUUCAAACUUCAAAACAAUAUCACGACACUCGCGUGAGAUGAUUCAAGUUUUCUUAGUCAUCAUUUUUGAUGAAAAUCUAAAAAAAGUUUGUUAUCAUUAAAAAAAUUUCUGGUCUUACUGUAAUCCCGAUUUCAUGGAAGCAUGCCUUUGCAAAUAGAUGAUUCAAGUUUUCUUAGUCAUCAUUUUUGAUUAAAAUCUGAAAAAAGUUUGUUAUCAUCAAAAACAUUCCUGGUCUUACUGUAAUCCCGAUUUUAUGGAAGCAUGCGUUUGGAAAGAGCAAAAAUUAUUUCCGCUCCGCUGGGUUUCUCAAUAAUUAAAUAACACAUUACGGUAUUCUGAGUCAUAUGCGUGGGCAAUGUUGUUCACUCUGUCCCACGCUUAAUAGAAUAAUCUUUGCAGAAAAGGUCGUACGAAUUUCGAACUCUUGUCGAAAAAAAUAAUUUUUUUUUGCAGGAAAAAAAAUAAUUUUUUUGCAGCGUUUUUUCUAAGAAUGAGCAUGAUUUUUUUUUAGUUCGAGGAGAUUAUUUUUUUCAAUACAGAGUUUCGAUUUUGGAAAACUUGAAGCUUGAGUGCAAGUUUGGCUUGCGCCCUAUUUUGGGACAAGAUCUCAGAAAAGGCUGAAGCUUAGACGCAAACUUUGAGUUUAGGUUGACGCUCAGUUUUCAAGUGCUGUACUGCACUAUCGGCUGGAAAUUCAAGAUGACUUUUGAAAACAAGUAAAUUGAACAAGUUGAGAACUUCGGAAAGUGUUCUAUCAAACUGUCAAGAAGUUUGGGCCUUUCUUAAAAGUUAGCAAAGCUGAAUUUCGCGGCUAAGUAUCUGAAAAGUUACUUCCAAUAAACAUAGAGGAAAAAAAAAAGUUUUCCAGGCACUCGCAAUAAGCGAAACAUGGAUAAGACGGUGCACGCACGGCCAACUGUUCACAUCAGAGCCUUUCGAAGACGAUAACAUUCCAUACUCGACAGUUUUCGCCGGUGAAAGCUCUCUUUCCACCAGAUUUUUUGAGAGAGCAAGUUUCAGGCAUCCCGGACGAGUAUUCCAACUUGUUUUACAAAAGCCGUUAUGCUUUCCAUUACAUUUACCAACACAUCUCAAAAGAUUUCAGAUGGUAUCUCAAAGUCAGUUUUCUUUUUGCUUCCAAGUUUUUUUUUUGAUUUUUCAGGCCGAUGAUGAUACCUAUGUGAUUGUAGAACACCUGACUAACUAUUUAUUGACGUUGGAUCAUGAUAAGCCUUAUUUUCUCGGAUACGUCUUGAAACCGUACCUGGUGAUUAUGAAAACCAUUAGAAAGCAUCAAAAUGACUGUUCUAUUCAGGACCGCGGAUACAAUGCUGGCGGAGCCGGCUAUGUUUUAUCUCGCGCGGCUCUUAAAAUUUUCAGCGAACAGCUCUAUCCGAACGAAACGCUCUGUCCUGAUAACAUCUACGAGGACGUCGGGAUCGCAAAGUUUAUUUUUGUCGUUUUUACACUUUUCUCUCAAAACCUUUUCAGCUGCCUAGCGAACGUUGGUAUUUUCCCUGGAGACACGAGAAACAGUAAAGGACAGAAUCGCUUCAAUGCUUUCAGUCCGGCCGAUGUCUUCCAUCAGAAAAGUGGUGAAGCCGAUUGGAGAUACUACCCUGAGAAAUCGGUGAGAAUAGACAAAUAAACGAAACUUCUCAAGCCUUUAAAAAAUCAAAUUCUAAAAAAAACUUUGAAAAUAUUUAGUUUCUUUCUCACUAGGGAAUAACUCGGACUCGGAUACGCGUUUCGAGUUGAAACUUUGGUGACUUAUAGACCCGGGUAAGAGUACUCGAAAACAAGAGAGAUCAUUUGCUAAACCCCAUAGGCUUCUGAGAAAAACCUUUUUGAAAAUGAGAAUUUUAGGCUUAAAAAUUAUCAAAUUUUUGCUUAAACCUUUUUUUAAACUUUCAACUUUCAGGGUUACGAUGCUUUCGCGAGAGACUUCAUCAGUUUCCACAAGCUGGCUCCCGAUGAGAUCCGUCUGUUCGACAUCCUCCUUUACCGGACCGAAUAA
Caenorhabditis auriculariae is the source of this 2259-nucleotide messenger RNA. The record is from the annotation of a GenBank genome assembly. NCBI's taxonomy places the organism in Eukaryota, Metazoa, Nematoda, Chromadorea, Rhabditida, Rhabditidae.